AUGUCGGAGGAGGAGAAGGAGAUGGAGAUGGUGAACCCUUGUGCAAAGGAGGAUUUCAAACCUUCAAAUCCAGCCGAGGAGAUGGAGAGGGUGGUUGUAACAAAAAAUAAUCAUCAGAAACUUGAUUCUCAUGGAAGGAAGAACAUCAUUUAUCUGCGGAGCAGGUUUGAUUAUAAUAUCAACAAAUGGUUUAAGGUUCCACUUCCUCCAUUUCGUCUCAUUCUUCUGAGAUUUCGUGGGAUCACCUCUUUGAUGAUCCAAAAUAUCCCAAAUCGAUUAAGUAGGAAAAUGUUGAUUCAAUUGCUAGAUGAGCAUUGCAAAGAAAAGAACAAGGUCAUAUUGGGAUUCAAGAUUAAUCCACCAACUCCUCCCUCUGAAUAUGAUUUUGUGUAUCUUCCUAUGGAUUUCAAAUCCAAUCUGAAUAAGGGAUAUGCGUUCGUAAACUUCACGACUACUGCUGGAGCUUUUCGGUUCUUUAGAGCGUAUGACAAGUACAAAUGGGAUCUUUUCCAGACAAGGAAGACCUGUGAGAUUGAUUUUGCUGAAAUUCAGGGAAGAGAAGACUUGGUGAAGCAUUUCAUGAAAUCCAAUUUCAUAUGUGAUUCAAAGGACUACUUGCCAGUGCAGUUCUUCCCUCCUCGUAAUGGAUUGUCGUCUCAAGCUACCAGAGUAAGUGUUGUUGGAAGACGAUGUGUUCCUCCUCUUCAGAAGUGUAAGUAA
Molecule: messenger RNA, 720 nt
Organism: Telopea speciosissima
Lineage: Eukaryota; Viridiplantae; Streptophyta; Magnoliopsida; Proteales; Proteaceae
Product: protein terminal ear1 homolog
Exons: 4
Coding region: 1-720 (239 amino acids)
Molecular function (GO): nucleic acid binding
Source: RefSeq, a predicted model, not a curated record